Molecule: messenger RNA, 297 nt
Organism: Trichosporon asahii var. asahii CBS 2479
Lineage: Eukaryota; Fungi; Basidiomycota; Tremellomycetes; Trichosporonales; Trichosporonaceae
Exons: 3
Coding region: 1-297 (98 amino acids)
Source: RefSeq, a predicted model, not a curated record
AUGAUGCUCUCGGCCAAGACUCGCUCGUACUCUAGCACGUCGUCUAGCUCGUCGUCCUCGGCCACCUCCCGCGCCGACGACCUCUAUGACCGUCUGCUGAUCAAGGCCACCGUCGACGUCUGGUCAGCUGGAAACCUCCGCAUCAACGGUCGCGAUCAAUCUCUUCCGCCCGCAGAGGCAGAGGAGCUCCUCGCCACUCUCAAGGAGGACAGCAGGAUGCUCGCCUUCAUCGACUUUGACGGAGAGGACUGGAAGGCUUCCUACCGUCUUGCGCCGCCCACGCCGCCAGCUCAGUAG